UUAUUGUGAUCUGUACAGCGAAGUUAUAUAGAGGAAGAUAGAAACCUGCAGUUGUGUUUUGGUUUCAGUAACUUCAGGGUGAAUUUAAUUAAAAAAAAUCAAAAGUAGUAUUAAAAGACUGUGUGUGUGAGUCACAGUUAAGGCCACGCGCACCAAUACAGUAAAGAGCAGCUGCGGACUUCAUCAAUCACACACACGAGAAGCCAGACAUUUGUGGGAAAGAAAGAAAGGGAAAAAACAGGUGAACUUCAGUCUGAUCUAGAGGAUCUGUUGCAGAAAUGGAAUCUGGAAAGAAGCUUUGUGGUGCACAACGCAGAAAAAUGAAAAGUGCUCGAGUAGGAGUGGCACACAUGUCUAAGGCAAUGUAUACAUUCCUUAAUCGGUAAGACUCUGUGUUAUAAGUUUGCAGUACAGCAGUAUUUUACAAAGUGCAGUACUGAACUCAUUUUUCUUUCUUUGCAGGUCUGUGAGUACAUGUCCACCAUCUGUUCCUGUGAAAAUCAGCAAUACGGAUGAACUGAAACUUCGCACUGGAGCUGCAGUGGACCCAAGUAUUGAGUGUGUGUCGAUGGACACAACCUCUUCUGGGGCAUCCAUGGAUCCUAUUACUGGAUCCCCUUUGCUGAACCAAAGUGAUGAUCCUGUGACUCCUGUGAUGCAGUCAGAUACUGAGAGUUCCCCUAGCACAGCUAGAGGGAUUGGAACCUCUGUUGACCAAAGUACUGGUGUUUCCAUAGCAGACCCUAAAAGUGGUGCUGGGACUGCCUUGGACAUGCGUGCACCAAGAGUUCAGCAGUUCUCAAGCUCCAAAAGCGUCUCAGUGGACCUAAGUAGGGUUACCAAUGCUGGUACUGGUGCUUCCUUAGUGGACAAACCUAUGCCAAGCACCAGUUGUGCACAGUCAGACCGUCCGCCCCUUGUUGAAGACAUAUGUGUUUACAAUAGGUCGCAUCUGACUGAUGCACAGAGGAAAGAAAUCCUCAGUUGUCAAUGGAGGCCUCCAGCAGGAUUUAGAUUUCCUACCCGGCUUAUGGGUCCAGAGGGUGCCAGUCAACGUUCAAGGCGUUUCAAUGCCCGCCUGUUGGAUGAAUAUCCGUUUGCACGGUAUUCAAAGAAGCUGGAUGGUGUGUUCUGUGGACCCUGCUUUGUAUUCACUAGUAAUACAGACUGCAUAUUGGUAUCUAGCCCUAUGAGGGAUUGGUCCAAUGGAAAGAAAAUUUUAGAGCGCCACAGCAGGUCAAAAAAUCAUGGUAAUGCUUCUGUCAGAGCAGAUGCAUUCCUUUCUGAAUGCUCAGGAAAACAAACUGUAAGUCAAGUGUUUGUCACACAAAAGACAAAAACAUCAUAUAAGAGUUUAUAUAUUCUGCGCUGUGUUAUAGACAUACUCGAAUAUUGUGCAAGGAGUAAUAUUCCUUUGCGUGGAAAAACAAAUGAUGAUGGCCACGUGAAAGGGCUCCUAAAUUUGUGCUUAAAGCAUGAUGCUGAGCUCCGUGACUGCUUUCAGUCUGUUGCUCGAAAUGCCAUGUAUACCUCUCCUCAAAUUCAAAAUGAAUUACUUGGUCUUAUGGCCCUGCAGAUACAGAGGCACAUACUUCGCAAUGUAAGAGCAGCCAGGUGGUUCUGCCUCCUUGCCGAUGGAAUAGAUACGUCCACAAAAGAGCAGAUAGCCUUGGCUGUUCGUUAUGUACACCAAGAUGAUGUGACUGGUGCUGUAGAAAUCAGGGAGGAUUUUGUGGAGUUUGUUGAAGCUAUUGUCUGUACAGGCAGAGGUCUUGGUGAGCUGUUCCUCAGGCGACUGGUAGCAUGGGGAGUCGAUGCACAGUGCAUGAGGGGCCAAGGCUAUAACAGAAGUGCAAACAUGAGUGACAAAUUCAGUGGAGCUCAAGCUCAUAUCCAGACCACUGUACCUGAUGCAGUUUAUACAGCUUGUAAGGCGCACGGGCUUAACACAGCAGUUCUGCAGUCAUGUUCCUUACAGGCAGUGCGCAAUAUGUUUGACUUUACAAAAAAAAUUGCUGUAAAGCUGAAACACUUUACUAAGCGCACUAGUUUGUUUGCAGUAGAGGUAAAAGGACUAGGUGCUCUUGCCUCAGAUUUUGAUGAAGAGCCAACUCAUAUGACCACCUUUCCAGCAGCAGAUAUCCAGUGGAGGAAUCAGACUGACUCUCUGGCACGUUUCAUUGAUCAGUAUGCAUUAAUAGCAAGAUCCUUAGAAAAGAUUGGACAGUUUGACAGUGAUUGUUGUGCUUUGCUAUGCGCCAUCAAGGAAUUCACUUUUAUUGUAGCACUGGUUUGCGUGGAGCAUGUGCUGGCACGGACCAAACCACUUCACCUCUACCUUCAGCGGGUAGAUAUUGAUCUUAUGCAGGCUGUUGAAGAGGCAUGCAAUAUAGUGCAAAUUCUGAGGGACAUGAGAGAACAAUCAGAAACUGUUUUUGCAGAGCUGUAUCCAAAGAUACUGGCAAUGGCGGGUAGUGUUUUAACUGUCGAAUGCAUUUGUAGUUUACAAAAUCAGAAAGAUGUUUCAACAGCAACACAGCAAGACUACUACAGGCUAAACGUUCUUGUUCCUUUUUUGGACCAUGUGGUAAGCGAAUUGCAGGAUCAACUUAUCAACUGUCGGGAGCGCUUUAUUGGUCAAUAUGUCAUCCCUACAAAGCUACCACUUCUGAAGGAAGAACAUGAGUUAGCUUUGUUUUCUGCUUUUAAAAAUGACUUGAGCAGUCUUGAUGAACUAAAGAUAGAGCUGUUGCGCUGGAGGACAAAAUGGGGUACUGCGCCAUUACAGUCUCAGCCAAACUCCAUUGUCGCAACACUGCAGAACGUGAAUAAGCAUCUCUACCCUUGCGUUCAUGCCAUCCUCUCUGUGCUGGCAACCAUGCCAGUAAGCAUUUCCAGUGUGGAACGUUCAUUUAGUGCCCUGCGGAGAAUGAAGUACUGGCUGAGGAUUGGCAUGGGCGACCAGCGUCUCUGUGCACUUGCUGUACUGCACAUACAUCAGGACAUUCCUCUGAGUGUUGAUCAGGUGCUUCGAGACUUUGAUCCUUGCAAGGACAGACGAUUUUCUGAUGUUCAUAUGGAUUAA
Molecule: messenger RNA, 3085 nt
Organism: Protopterus annectens (West African lungfish)
Lineage: Eukaryota; Metazoa; Chordata; Ceratodontiformes; Protopteridae
Product: 52 kDa repressor of the inhibitor of the protein kinase-like
Exons: 3
Coding region: 569-3085 (838 amino acids)
Molecular function (GO): protein dimerization activity
Source: RefSeq, a predicted model, not a curated record